AAGUUGAAGAAAUUCAUUGCCACUUCUCUUUCUCAUAGGCUCAGUUGCCUCCUUUCUUUCUCAUCUUCUAUAUACAUACACGCACUUGUAUCUAUACCCCCCUCUCUCUCUCUGUAACAUCUUUUUCACUUCUUACAAACAAUUCUUAAAACCCCAAAUCUGAUCUGAUCUGCUCUGCUCUGAGCACAUGACAUAUUCUUGGUUUUUUCUUAGCUUUCAUCGGAACCCAUAAAGGGAUAUUGGUGCAGUGCCAAAUCGAUCUUGAUCAAUCCGGCAAAUCACAGAAUGCUCGUGUGAAGGGCAAAUGUAAAUAGUUCAAAAACACUAAGAAAGUUGUUUUGAUUGUGACAACUAGUGUCAAAAUCUAACAUCAUUAACGGUUUUCAUGUGACAAACAAUCAGGACAGCACCUUCUGCUAUGAAUUUUCUUGUUCCAAAUUAGGUGUUGUUGGAUACAUUAAAUAUUCUACUCAACAGUGCCGUUAGUGAAUCUUGAUCCGUUUACCAGUGAGAAUGAGCAACUGAAAAAUUCGAUCUUUUUGUUACUAAAGUUUGUGAAAUGGAAUCUGAGGCCCUAAUUGCAAAAUCCCGAUUAAACGUGUCACACCGAUUGUUUCAUGCUGUUGUACCGGUACUUUUUGUUGCAGUCACGUAUGUUGAUCCCGGAAAAUGGGUUGCAGCAGUCGAAGGUGGGGCCCGUUUUGGUUACGAUCUUAUGAUGCUGAUGUUUGUUUUUAGUUUGGCUGCUGUCCUCUGUCAAUACCUUUCAGCUUGUAUCACUGUAGUCACCGGACGAGAUCUUGCUCAGAUAUGCAGCUCAGAGUACUCCCCGAUCACGUGUAUCUUUUUAGGGAUUCAAGCCGAACUAUCCAUGAUUGCGCUGGAUCUUUCUAUGAUUUUGGGCACCGCACAUGCGCUUCACCUGAUGUUCGGCAUAAGCUUGUUCACUUGUGUCUUGUUUACUUCUUUGGAUGUUUUUCUAUUCCCUCUUUUCUCCGGUUUGUUGGAGACUGGUAAAGCAAAGUUCAUGUGUGUGUGUUUGGCAAGCUUUGCUUUACUUUCGUAUCUGUUUGGUGUGCUAGUAAGUCAACCCGAUACAUCACUCGCAGUUAGUGGCGGUACGCUAAUACAAUUCAGCGGUGAAAGUGUUUUCGCAUUGAUCAGUCUUCUCGGUGCAAGCAUUAUGCCUCAUAAUUUCUAUCUUCAUUCAUCUUUCGUGCAGCAAAUGCAGGGGCUGGGACCGGUUUCAAAGGAAGCCGUGUGUCUCGAUCAUCUUUUUGCCAUUUCUGGUGUUUUCAGUGGCAUUUUCGUUGUAAAUUACGUUCUGAUGAACUCGGCUGCAAAUGUUUUCUACAGUACCGGCCUUGAUUUGCUUACGUUUCAAGAUGCAUUGUCGCUAAUGGAUCAGGUAUUUAGGAAUCUGACCGGACCGUUCGCUUUAAUGUUGCUUCUCCUGCUUUCUAAUCACACCACUUCAUUGACCUGGAAAUUCAGUGGUCAACCCAUCCUUGAUAACUUCUUCAAAGUCAACAUCCCGGGCUGGUUUCAUCACUCCACAAUCCGAUCAAUCGCCAUUAUUCCUGCACUCUUGUGUUCAUGGCAUUCUGGGGCCGAGGGUACAUACCAACUACUAAUCUUUACACAAAUCAUGAUCGCCUUUUUGCUUCCGUCUUCCGUUAUCCCUCUUUUCCGGAUUGCAACAUCAAGAUCAGUAAUGGGCGCGAACAAAGUUUCAAGCUUUGUCGAGUUUUUGGUGUUGAUCACGUUUAUCGGGAUGUUUGGUCUAGCAGUUAUAUUUGUUAUUGAAAUGGUGUUUGGGAACAGUGAUUGGGCAAGUAACAUCAGAUGGAACAUCGGCGGUAGCCCGUAUACUAUACUUCUCGUGACUGCGUGCGUUUCGUUCUUUCUGAUUCUUUGGCUUGUUGUAACCCCUUUGAAAUCCGCAAGUUUGAGAUCAGACGUUGUGCAAGAAUCGUUAACGGAACAUGAUCGAGUUGAAGAAUCCAGAGAAAAGAAAGUAACAUCAGUCGCACCGAGUUUCGGGCCUGUGGAAAUUAUGGAAUCGGAUAAAGGGGUUCGGUUGACUACCAUUGAAGAAAAUUCAUCCGAAACUGUAAAUGUAAAUUCAUCGGCACCAGAGGAAUCACCCGUAUCGGUUUCAGCAGGUGAAGACUUGAAGAAGGAAGAACCUGAGUCGAUCGAAAAGACGUUGAGAAUCGAUGGGAAUUCGCACAUGAAAGAGAAAGACGUUUGGCAGCCUGAAGAAGUGGUCAAAGUAGUGCCGGAAACGAACCAUUUGGUCAGACCCGAUGGUCCGGCGUCGUUUAAGAGUCUAGGUUUGAAACACGACGAUGUAGGAAGUGGUACGGGAAGUUGGUCAAAGUUAGCUGGAUUGGGGCGUGCUGCAAGGCGUCAGUUAGCUGCUGUUCUUGAUGAGUUUUGGGGCCAGUUGUUUGAUUUUCACGGGGAACCAACGCAAGAAGCGAAAGCGAGAAAACUCGAUAAGUUACUAGGAAUAGAUUCUAAGGUGAAUAUGAAUCCGAACUCAAAACCGAAGGCGUUAAAGGUGGACAACAAAAGUUUAUUCGACUCUACGAGGCAGCAGAGUGUGCAAGCCCGUAGCCCAUCGUCGUUGUUGUCAACACAAAUGCAACUACUAGACGCAUACGCACAACGGUCAAACCUCAAUGCGAUGGAUGCCGGUGAGAAACGCUACCAUAGCUUGCGGCUUCAGUCAUCUUCCGGUGGUCUAAGAAUCCCACAAGUUUCUAGUGGAUACGAUGAUCAGCCGGCUACGGUUCAUGGAUAUCAGAUCAAGUCUUAUAUGAACCAAAUAGAGCCUAAAUCACCUUCACUUGGUUCAGCGAACUACAAUGUUCCGUAUUCUUUGACAAAGGGUCUGCAAAACGGGACCAGCCCGGCUAAGCCACCGGGCUUUCCGGAUCCUGUGGUGUCUCGGAACAGCUCGAUGCAACCCGAAAGAAGUUAUUUGAAUCAACCGGCUGAAACUAUGCAUAGUACCGUCAACGAGAAGAAAUAUUACAGCAUGCCGGAUAUUUCAGGGCUCUCGCUUCCUCACCGGGGCGGAAGCGGAACUCUUGACCGGAAGAUGCACGGGCUGUCUAUGUAUCCAGGCCCGUCGUAUGGACCCAGGACUCCUUCGGGCUAUGUGAGUCCAUACCAGUUAAGUUCCGGGUCAGACACAUGGUCCAUUUGGUCUAGACAACCUUUCGACCAAUACGGUGUUGCCGAAAAGGCCAACAACAGUAGGCUGAGCAUAAACACGCAGGACACCGGAUCUGCUGUUGAUUUAGAAGCAAAUAUUUUGAAAUCGUUGAGACUUUGUAUCGUGAAGCUGUUGAAGCUUGAAGGGUCAGAUUGGUUGUUUCAGCAGAAUAGCGGUCUCGAUGAGGACCUCGUGGAUCGUGUAGCUGCUAGGGAGCGGUUUCUUUAUGAAGUCGAGAGCGAGGAGAUGAACGGGUCAGCUCAUGCUGGUGACCCGGGUAUGAAAAUCGAUCUCGUGACCUCUAUUCCCAAUUGCGGGGAAGGUUGUGUAUGGCGGGCUGAUCUCGUAACAAGCUUCGGUGUGUGGUGCAUACACCGGGUUCUCGAGCUUUCACUCAUGGAAAGCCGGCCGGAGCUUUGGGGGAAAUAUACGUACGUUCUUAAUCGUCUUCAGGGGAUAAUUGAGCUGGCGUUCUCUAAACCACGAGCCGCAAUGAACCCGUGUUUCUGUCUUCAACUUCCGACUUCAUACCAACAGCGAAGGGCGUCUCCGCCUAUAUCCGCCACCAGUCUACCGCCACCGGCAAAACAAAGCAAAGGGAAAUGCACGACUGCAGCCAGUUUGUUGGACAUAGUGAAGGAUGUGGAGAUUGCAAUCUCUUGUAGAAAAGGUCGAACAGGUACUGCGGCUGGUGACGUGGCGUUCCCGAAAGGAAAAGAGAACUUGGCAUCGGUUCUGAAGCGCUACAAACGCCGACUGUCGAACAAGCCAGCAGAUGGAUUGAACAAGCCGGUUUCUUAUGGACUGUAAUUGACUUGAGUUUUGGUUGACAUUUGUGGGAGUCGAAAAGGAAACUCUUUUCGAGAUGGAUCAUCUCCGUAGACGUCGUCUUCGCUAUGUGAUCUGUAAAUUUUUUUCGUUGGCGACUCGAAGGUUUUCUUUGUUUUGUGUUAUUUAUUCGGGUAUUGGCGGAAUUAUAAACAGAAUUGGAAACAAGAUUAUGCAAAAUCAUAAUUUUAUAGCUAUCUACUAAAGAUAAAGCAAACUAUACAUGCUA
Helianthus annuus (common sunflower) is the source of this 4283-nucleotide messenger RNA. Its product is annotated as ethylene-insensitive protein 2-like. Gene Ontology annotation, molecular function: cadmium ion transmembrane transporter activity; manganese ion transmembrane transporter activity. The coding region runs from base 560 to 4036 and encodes 1158 amino acids. Gene Ontology annotation, biological process: ethylene-activated signaling pathway; metal ion transport. The record is from RefSeq and is a predicted model, not a curated record. Gene Ontology annotation, cellular component: membrane. NCBI's taxonomy places the organism in Eukaryota, Viridiplantae, Streptophyta, Magnoliopsida, Asterales, Asteraceae. The transcript is spliced from 8 exons.